AUGCUCGCCAUACGUCCUCUUCCCAGGACACUCUCCUGUCUCAGGCCACCAACUCACACUCGGUUCUUCUCCGCCCUCGCCGCAAACCCAUCCUCAAAAACCCAAGUCUACAUCUCAAACUCCCGCUCCCCUUACAUCAACCUCUCCAUCGAGCACCACCUCCUCCAAACAACCCCUUCCGACUCAACCAUCCUCUUCCUCUACACGAACCGCCCCAGCAUAGUCAUCGGCCGCAACCAGAACCCCUGGCUCGAGGUCAACCUCCCCCUCCUCCAGUCCCUCGACCGCACCCCGGAUGCCGUCGACCUCGUCCGCCGCCGCAGCGGCGGCGGCACCGUCUUCCACGACGAGGGAAACGUGAACUACUCCGUCAUCUGCCCGCCCGCCAACUUCGACCGCGACACCCACGCCGAGAUGGUCGUCCGCGCCCUCCGCCGCCUCGGCGUCCCCGACGUCGCCGUCAACUGCAGACACGACAUCAUCAUGACAUCCCCCUCGUCGACGCCCGUCCCGACGUCCUCGUGCACGGGCAAGCCCCUCGCCAACGCGGAGAACACGUACAAGAUCUCCGGCUCGGCCUACAAGCUCACCCGCCUGCGCUCCCUCCACCACGGGACGUGUCUCCUCUCCUCACCGAACCUGCCGAGGAUAGGCAGCUUCCUGCGCUCGCCGGCGGAGCCCUUCAUCAAAGCCCGCGGCGUGGAGAGCGUGCGCUCGAAGAUCCGCAACGUGGGCGUCGAGGAUACAAAGAGGUUUGAGAAGGCGGUGGUGGAGGAGUUCGGGCGGAUGUACGGUGCUUUUGACGUCGAGGCCGAGCUUGGAGAGGAAGACGCGGGACGGGUUGAGAAGGUGCAGAAAGGCCUCCGGGAGCUGCAGUCUCGGGAAUGGAUCUAUGGCCAGACGCCUCUAUUCACCUUCUCAACUCAUCCUUCAGAGGACGACACGAGGGAACGUCCGGAGUUGCCGGCUAAGUUCAAACUCGCAUUCGAGGCUCGCCAUGGUCUUAUCCAAAAGUUCGCACUCGAAGGUCUCUCCUCCGCCCAGCCCCAGACUCUGUCAGAGUCGAUGCUCAACGCCCAGAUCUGGGAACUUGGUGACUGGACACGGCAUUUGCGUGAUGGAGGCCUGGGCCAGACAGACGCCUCAGUCAUUGGAGAGUGGAUGAACUCCCUCCUUGGAAAGACACAGGCUUAG
Molecule: messenger RNA, 1194 nt
Organism: Colletotrichum karsti
Lineage: Eukaryota; Fungi; Ascomycota; Sordariomycetes; Glomerellales; Glomerellaceae
Product: lipoyltransferase and lipoate-protein ligase
Exons: 2
Coding region: 1-1194 (397 amino acids)
Biological process (GO): protein lipoylation
Cellular component (GO): cytoplasm; mitochondrion
Molecular function (GO): lipoyltransferase activity
Source: RefSeq, a predicted model, not a curated record